GCGGGGAGGGGCGGGCGCGGGCGCGGGUGGGGCGGCUGUGGCGUCCAGGGCCUGUGCUGGGGACGGCCGGCCGGCGCCUGGGACCCGGAGGGACUCUGGUGCCGGGACAGCAUGUGACACUGCCCAGGAUUCAGCCCCGAUGGAGGCUGCGGAGCCCCGGAGUGGAGCACCGGCUCCCAAAAAACCUGCUGUAGCAGAAUUCAGUGUUGUCCCUGAAGCUCUUGUGAGAAGCAGCCAGCCCCCUGCCGUGGGGCCCAAAGCUCAAGAAGACCAGGACCCAUCCUAUACAUGGGCAGAGGAAAGCAGACUCUGGGAGACCCAGCGGAGAGAUUUAAGAAAUGUGAAUGACUGUGCAACUGAGAGCAUGACCUCUUUCCCCCAGGAGGCCCCUUUGGAUGUGGAGACCAAGCAGGAAAACCUUAUGGCCAAGGCCUGGGACACCCCAGAGUGCCAGGAGGCAGUGCCCGCGAGCCUGGCAGACAGACAGGCAAGGACACCAGCUCCUCCAGAGCACUGGGCCUGCCCUGUCCAGGGUAAACAUCUGGACAUGGCCCCACUAUGCAGCGAACUGCGCAGCAGAAUGGAGGUGGAACUCAGACCAGAAUUCCCUUCUUUGACGUUGGGCACUGGACAAGCAGCAGAGAAAGAGGAAGCUUCUCUAGAUGCCUCCGCUCGGGCCAGAUGUUCGUCUGCCUGUGAAGAGCACCUUGUAGAGACCAACUCCCUGCAGGACUCUGAAAGUGGGACUGCCAGGCAGGGCGAGGAGCUGCAGGAAAGUCAAGGGAAAGAAAGGCUUUUGUGUCCCCAGGAGGCCAAGGGGCUGGAGGUGCAGGGACAAGAAGAGGGGGAAGCCCUGGGGGAGGCUGUAUGUUCUGAGGGGCUUCUAGGGGAGCAGGAACAAAUGGGGGAGCAGGUUAGUGGUACACAGGGAGGACAGAGGCAAAAACAGGGACAGAUGCAAGAUGAUAUGGUGCUUGCAAAACAAGGAGAAAGGGAGGAGCCUAAUGAGAAAUCAGGAGGUGUGAAUUGUGAUGAGUGGGAGGGGAGGACUCGGGGCCAGGAAGAUCUGGAAGUGGGUGAACAGAGGAAGAGGGAGUUGAAGGGGCCUGAGGAGAGUAGGAUGGGUGCUCAGUACCAGGAGUAUCAAAGCUUAGCCAGGAGGUCAGUGAACGUACCUGGAAGGCAAGAACAUCAAGAUCUGCCAGGGACACUGAUGCCAGAGGAGGAGGAAGAGGAGGCAGAAGAUUGGGAUGGGGCCACACUGGGGAGAGUGGGAGGAGAGAGCAUUGCAGAGGAGGGGGAAGAGCAUGAUGGUCUUCCCACACUAGCCCCCAUGGUUUAUUCUCCCUGUGACUUGUUCCCAGAUGCUUAUAAUGCCAGGAUUCCUGGUUCUCAGACAGAGUUUAGGGCUGAGGAGCUUUGUCCCAAAGCUCAGACUCCUACCCUGGAGCCAAUAGGAUGUUCCUGUCAGUCCAAUCCUUCACCUCGCUUCUCUUCUGCUGGGGGGCCACCUGCUCAAGAAAUAGCUCGGGACCCCCAGCCAGAGGGUUCCCAGUUGGGGACAGGGACAGCUUCCAGUGGGAGGCCCCAGGUGGCCUCUGCUGGUGCACCUGAGACUUCUCCAAACUCACCAGAUUCAGCUCCCUCCACAUUUGUUGAAGUCUCCCCCAGCAGAGCCGCCUUGCUGGCUGCCAGCCCCCCAAUUGCCAUCCCCAGGACAAAGGCCUCUCUGGCUGCAUAUUCUCCAGAAACCACCAGAGCCUCUUUCUCCACCGACAUCCCAUCUGCCUGUGGGGCUUCUGAGACUCUCCUGGCAGCCCUCCCUGGCUCCCCCUCUUCAGAGGCUACCGUGGACCCACAUGGAAGCUCCAAUGGGGCCAUUCCUCAGAGCCCCCUAGCUGACUUCACAGGGGCCAUCCAGCAAAAAUCACUUUCCUUCUCUCAUUCAGAGUUGCCUCAGAGACCUCCCAAAGCUGCCAUCCAUGGCUCUGUGAACCCAAGAAGGGACAGGAAAAGCAGUAGGGACUGCAGCGUUAUUCCAGAAUUCCCUAGUUCAUUGUCCACUCUGGGGCAUGACUCUGGAGACUUUACCUCUGAUCCACACAGGCCCAGCAGUCCCCACAGCAGCCAGCCAUGGGGCUCCCCACAUAAUUCAGCCUUUGCCCCAGGGUCUCCUAUAUAUGGCUCUUCACCUGUCUUCGUAGAUACGAGGCUGCAUGAACCUCCACCUCCUGCUCCUCCAAAGAAGAGGCACGUCCACCCCUCCGCGGUGGAGAGAGACGGCCAUCUCAGUGCAGCGGUCCCCACACUGAGGCACUGUAGCUACCCUCCAUUGGCCCUAAGUUCAGGGCUCUGUGGCCCCCCCAAAGUUCCACUUCCUGAAAUUCCUGACCCCCAUGUGGCAAGGCAGUACCGACCUCUGCCCUCUACCCCAGAUGAUUCCCAGCAUAGUCGGACUUCUUCCUCCCCAAGGCUGAGAUACAACAAGCCAUUACCCCCAACUCCUGAUUUGUUUCAGCCCCACCAUUCUCCCGUUUCUCAUAAUAGUCCAAGGAUCUACAGGCCUCUACCCCCUGUCCCUGUCAUAAAUCCCCUCACCGAACCACCACCAUUACCCCCGAAGGCCAGAGGGAGGAACAAGAGCCUUCAGGGAGCACUCAUGAAUUCAGGGGGUCAAGCCAAGGCCAGGCCUGUUGGUCAAGAGUGGGCAGUCUCCAGUCCCCACUCUGGAGGACGUACUUCCUGGCCCCCAGCCAUGGGCAGAUCAACAGACUCUUUGGCUUCCGCCAGUAGGAGAAAGAGUGAAGUAUCCCCUGACAUAGCUUUCAGCAACCCGACGAGCCUUCCAAGUCCCUCUUCCCCAGCCACCCCCUGGACUAUGGAUCUCCAGGAACCCACCUCUGAACCACGGCUCUCAGAAGAGUCAGAGGCCCCUGCCAAAGGAUCUUUAAGAAGAACAGACCCUCAGGAAGGAGCCAGUAGCCUGAGGAGGUCGGAUAUAGGUCGAACAAGGCAGCCUGAAAAACCCAGCCAUCCCCACCUGGAGAAGGCAUCCAGCUGGCCCCACAGGCGGGACUCAGGGAGACCACCACAGGGCAGUGGUGAACAGGCUGCCAUCUCUGGUGAGGGCUCCAAUAAGCACAAGGGCUGGCAUCGGCAAGGCCUGCGCAGACCUUCCAUCUUACCUGAGGGCUCUUCAGAUACAAGAGGCCCAGCCACGGAAAAGCCCCCUGGCCCUUCAGACUCCAUUGUUUUUCGGGAGAAAAAGCCAAAGGAGGUGAUGGGAGGCUUUUCAAGACGCUGCUCAAAGCUCAUCAACUCCUCCCAGCUGCUUUACCAGGAGUACAGCGAUGUGGUUCUGAACAAGGAGAUUCAGAGCCAGCAGCGGCUGGACAGCUUGGCAGAGGCCUCUGGGCCCGCCUCCCCCCGGCAGCCCCGAAAGGUCCUGGUGUCCUCAGAGUCUUACCUGCAGCGCCUCUCCAUGGCCUCCAGGAGCUCCCUCUGGCAGGAGAUCCCUGUGGUGCGCAAUAGCACUGUGCUGCUCUCCAUGACCCAUGAAGACCAAAAACUGCAAGAGGCCAAAUUUGAGCUGAUUGUGUCAGAGGCUUCCUACCUGCGCAGCCUGAACAUAGCUGUGGAUCACUUCCAGCAUUCACCCCAGCUCCGGGCCAUCCUUUCCAACCAAGACCAGCAGUGGCUCUUCUCUCGUCUACAGGACGUGCGUGAUGUCAGUGCCACGUUCCUUUCAGACUUGGAGGAGAACUUUGAGAACAACAUCUUCACCUUCCACGUGUGUGAUGUAGUCCUGAACCAUGCCUCCCACUUCCGCCGGGUCUACCUGCCUUAUGUCACCAACCAGACCUACCAGGAACGCACCUUCCAAAAUCUGCUGAGCACCAAUAGCAGCUUCCGCGAGGUCCUAGAGAGGCUGGAGAGCGACCCUGUCUGCCAGCGCCUGUCCCUCAAGUCCUUUCUGAUCCUGCCAUUCCAGCGCAUCACCCGUCUCAAACUGCUGCUCCAGAACAUUCUGAAGAGAACACAGCCUGGCUCCUCAGAGGAAGCAGAGGCCACGAAGGCGCAUCAUGCUCUGGAGGAGCUGAUCCGAGACUGCAAUAACAACGUCCAGAGAAUGCGCCGGACAGAGGAGCUCAUCUACCUGAGCCAGAAGAUUGAGUUUGAAUGCAAAAUAUUCCCGCUCAUUUCACAGUCACGCUGGCUGGUGAAGAGUGGCGAGCUGGCUGCCCUGGAGUCCAGUGUCUCUCCAGGGCUGCGAAGGAAACUGAACACACGUCCAGUCCACCUGCAUCUCUUCAAUGACUGUCUGUUGCUGUCUCGGCCCCGAGAGGGUGGCCGAUUCCUGGUGUUUGACCAUGCUCCCUUCUCCUCUAUUCGGGGAGAAAAGUGUGAAAUGAAGCUACAUGGACCUCACAAAAACCUCUUCCGACUCUUCCUGCUGCACAACACGCAGGGCACCCAGGCCGAGUUCCUCUUCAGCACGGAGACUCAAAGUGAAAAGCUUCGAUGGAUCUCUGCCUUGGCCAUGCCAAGAGAGGAGUUGGACCUUCUGGAGUGUUAUGAUUCCCCACAAGUGCAGUGCCUUCGAGCCUACAAACCUCGAGAGAAUGAUGAGUUGGCUUUGGAGAAAGCAGACGUGGUGAUGGUGACUCAACAAAGCAGUGAUGGCUGGCUGGAGGGCAUGAGGCUCUCAGAUGGGGAGCGAGGCUGGUUUCCUGUGCAUCAGGUGGAGUUCAUUUCCAACCCAGAGGUUCGUGCACGGAACCUGAAGGAAGCCCAGCGAGUCAAGACGGCCAAACUACAGCUGGUAGAACAACAGACCUAGCUAUUCUCUGGAAGGACUCCCCUGAGCUUAAGGACAAGUUGUUCAUGGAGAGGGCUGGCCCUACAACCCUGCAACAGAGGCCUUCUGUGGACCAAGAACUAGACCUUCUGAGAGCCCAAGAACAAAAUCCAACUACCAAUCGCUAGACCCCACCUCCCACCCCCCACUCCCCGCCUCCUUUUUUGUGCUUUGUGCUUGGUUGGGGAUUUUGAGGGACUUUGCACCGGACUCUGGAAACUUGUUCUCAUAGGAAAAGGAUCCAGUGGGGCCUACACCAAGGAACUAUCCUUCUUCUACCAUAUAGUACAUAACAUUCUCUUCCAGAGUGCAGAUUCCGAGCUGGCCAGAGUGUCCGUCGUGGCUGUGGUAAACAGAAUCUGACCACAGUCCACUGAAGGGAGAUGUUUAAGAGGGAUUAACAUGUCAGCUGGGAGGGUCAACCUGGUGACCUCUAAGGUAUCUUCCAACUAUAACGAUUUUCCAUGAUUGUCGGUAUGAGGUAGUGCAUGCAACUCUGGGAUCUACUGGUGGCGAUGUGAGGGGGAUUCUCUCUCACUCUAAUAAACUUGGCACUACUCGAGCAUUUUCUCUUCAGACUCUGGAGCACUGAGCGAGGUUCCAAACAUGGACCCCCAUGAGGCUUCCAGGCUACUUGACUUAGGUGUCAUGAAAGACCAAGAUGAUGCCUCGGCCAUGAUGUCUGUCAACUCUUGCUUUGUGACUCCAGAGAAUUUAGGCAUUUUCUCUGCUUAUUAUGUCUGAGAAGGAAUUGAUGGAUGAUGAAAACCUAUUCAUACUUACCUUUUUCCUGAACCUUAAGGUACAGGCCAGUUGGGUAAAUUUGGAAAUCCUACUUAGGCCAUUAAUGAGUUUAUAUUUUUACUUGAAUUAUUGUGAAGUUAUCUUCCCAGUUGUUUCAUCCUGUUUGUGAAAAGCAAUACAAUGUAAUGGGAAGAGUCAUAGGACCCAAAGCAAGAGACCUUUGCUCCAGUUACCACACUGCCAUGAUCCAGCCUGUCCAUGUCUCAGUCUCCUUAAAUGUAAAAUACAAGUUUGGACUAAGUAACUCUAAAGUCCCAUUCAA
Myotis davidii is the source of this 5924-nucleotide messenger RNA. RefSeq names its product Rho guanine nucleotide exchange factor 35 (gene ARHGEF35). Gene Ontology annotation, cellular component: cytoplasm; nucleus. Lineage: Eukaryota; Metazoa; Chordata; Mammalia; Chiroptera; Vespertilionidae. Gene Ontology annotation, molecular function: protein binding; guanyl-nucleotide exchange factor activity. Gene Ontology annotation, biological process: activation of GTPase activity; intracellular signal transduction. The record is from RefSeq and is a predicted model, not a curated record.